This is a messenger RNA of Protopolystoma xenopodis, 732 nucleotides long. The record is from the annotation of a GenBank genome assembly. NCBI's taxonomy places the organism in Eukaryota, Metazoa, Platyhelminthes, Monogenea, Polystomatidea, Polystomatidae.
AUGGGGAAUUGCUUCGGUAAAACGAGGCCCCAAUCCUAUGCUGCCACUGAGACAGAAAAUGUCAGAUAUCCUCCACCUUCUCGUGCUGUUGUAUCUAAUGGCAUUACUUCACCUAUUGUUUCUUCAGCCUCACCUAGAAAGCCACUACAUCCAAUAAUUAAAUAUCAAGUUCAACCUACUCAAAUAGAGCAUGACGUCCACUCUGUAGUCACCUAUAAUCCUCCUGCUCCAACCCAACAAACACCUAAUGGACGCAGUCAGAUUCGCGUCCGCGCCCUUUAUUCAUAUACUAGGCACAACCAUGAUGACCUUAACUUUGAAAAGGGCGAUGUCAUGGUGGUACUUUCGGAUAUUUCUGAUGCUUGGUGGCUCGCCACUCAUACAGUCACAGGUGCCAUAGGUUACAUUCCAAGUAAUUAUGUCGUCAUUGAUGAUGGGAAACCAACGAGUCUUGAUGCAUGGUUUGACAUAAGCCGACGCGAUGCUGAUCGGAAAUUGCUCCCUGGAGGAAUUAUUAAAGGCGCAUAUAUUAUAAGACCCAGUUCAGAUCCGCGUCAUUAUGCCCUCUCAGUUCGACAUUUCGACACAGAAAAGAAUAUGUAUGUCGUAAAACAUUACAAAAUACGUAGUCUGGACAAUAAUGCAGGCUACUUUAUUAGCUCUCGUACUACGUUUCCAAAUAUUGGCGAGCUUAUUGAAUAUUAUCGGAUUGUACUUUCAAUUCUCGUCUAA